This is a messenger RNA of Pichia membranifaciens NRRL Y-2026, 1593 nucleotides long. RefSeq lists its product as hypothetical. Gene Ontology annotation, biological process: regulation of DNA-templated transcription. Lineage: Eukaryota; Fungi; Ascomycota; Pichiomycetes; Pichiales; Pichiaceae. The coding region runs from base 1 to 1593 and encodes 530 amino acids. Gene Ontology annotation, molecular function: DNA-binding transcription factor activity, RNA polymerase II-specific; zinc ion binding. The transcript has a single exon. The record is from RefSeq and is a predicted model, not a curated record.
AUGCCGUUGAGAAAGGCCAUUAAGAGGACAAGGACAGGUUGCAUCACGUGCCGUUUGUCAAAAAAAAAAUGUGACGAAAUACGACCAAAUUGUUCCACAUGUGCAAGAAAAGGAGUGAGUUGUGUGUGGCCAGAAGAACCGUCUCAAACCCUCAAUCAAUAUAUUAGCAAAAAGGGUACAGAUGAAUUUCAUGAUCAUAUUUCAAAAAGGGGCAGAAGAACCAGAAGAGGAUGCAACCAGUGCAAAAAGAUCAAAAAGAAGUGCGAUGAGACGAAACCUUGGUGUACAAGAUGUGUGAAAAAGGGUGUAACGUGCACAUGGCAAGAGCAGAAGGACGGCGGCGAGCCAAGCAGUGAUGCAGCAGAAUUGCUUUUCUCUGUUUCAGAAGAUGAAAGCGAUUUGAAUGCUACAGAAACAUGUUCGUUGAUCAGAACUCCGGAUAAUAACUACAUGCCUUUCAACGACGUCAAGAUAAGAAUAAAUGACGAAAGCUCGCAGAUCUUUUUGUUCAAGAUUUUCUUCAAUAACAUAAUAGACGGGCUUAUUCCGCAGAAAUCUCUGCAGUCUCUUUCUGACCUAACUUUUGAAUCCCUUAAGAACAGUCCCGAGUUUAGGAAUGUGGUUGCUUCCCUAUCAGCCGCAUUUGUGUACACCGUCGACGAUUCCAAAAGAAACCUUGUUGAGAGCAUGCACGAUGAAGCACUGUUGACGGUGAUGAACUUGCAAACGAACGACGUGACUAUAGAAGCAAAACUACACUCUUUGGAUUUUUGUAUCUUACGAGCAUUAUACACAAAAACAAACAACAAAGAGUUGCUAAGAUACCUAAACAUGGCAUUGGACUUAACGCUGCAGUACACUCCAAGAACGCCCAACUUGACAUUCAAGGUCAUUGUGGAGAGUCUUAUCUACCACUUUUCCGUCUCUCGCAUCGUUGUACCGGUAGAAGCCUUGGAUUUACGAAAUCCAUUUAUCAUAUGUGGCGCACUGCGACAUUACUUCCCACAAUACCCGGAUUCACAAUCCAACCCGUUGCUAGGAUCGGCACUAGACAUUUUUAUUUCGGUGGCGAAAGUGUCCUACGUUUUCAAAAAGCAAGACGUUUCAUUUGAAAUACAGCGGUUGCUGCUGGAGGAGAUUGAAUGCCUGAUGGCGCUUCAGCCAAUGCGGGCUGCACCCUUUGCAGUGGCUGACUCGUUUGAAGAGAAUGACAGUAUUCUUGUUUCAAUUCCAAGUGCCAAGUAUAUCACCUUGUUGUCGUGCAAAUUGCUACUACUGCACAUCCUGCCGGAGACAGUGGCGGGUGAAUUUGAUGCAAUUGUGCGGGACACGAUUUCUGUGCUGAAACGUUCACGGGCGUAUAGCUGCGAGGUUGAAAUUUGCGGAUUAUGGGGCAUGUUCAUGUUGGGCAUAAAUUUAAAGAACACGGAGGACCAGGAGUUUAUGGCAGAGUAUUUCACUCAACUCUGGGAGAAGUCCCACAACUUGGGCUACUUAAAAUCGAUCUCGCAUAUGCGAUACGCUUGGGAGAAGGAUGUUGGGUUCGAGAUUUUGAGAGACAAAAACUUCUCGCAAGACUUGUGUUUGAACUAA